This is a messenger RNA of Tupaia belangeri chinensis (Chinese tree shrew), 1488 nucleotides long. Its product is annotated as histone-lysine N-methyltransferase SUV39H2-like. The record is from RefSeq and is a predicted model, not a curated record. Gene Ontology annotation, molecular function: zinc ion binding; histone H3K9 methyltransferase activity; protein binding. Gene Ontology annotation, cellular component: nucleus. Lineage: Eukaryota; Metazoa; Chordata; Mammalia; Scandentia; Tupaiidae.
UCAGACCGCGCCAGUUUGAAUGAAAGCUUCACAAGAUGGCAGAGGCCGGGGCCAAGGCGCGCGAGGAGCUUGGUAUGUGCCUUGCCUAGUUUCACUUGAUACUCUUCAGGAAUUAUGUAGAAAAGAGAAGCUCACAUGUAAAUCGAUUGGAAUCACCAAAAGGAAUCUAAACAAUUAUGAGGUGGAAUACUUGUCUGACUACAAGGUAGUAAAGGAUAUUGUAAAAUGGAAAGGAUGGCCAGAUUCUACAAAUACUUGGGAACCUUUGCAAAAUCUUAAGUGCCCAUUACUGCUUCAGCAAUUUUCUAAAGACAAGCAUAAUUAUUUAUCUCAGGUAAAGAAUGGCAAAGCAAUAACUUCAAAAGACAAUAACAAAACUCUGAAACGUGCCAUUGCUGAGUGCAUUGUAAAGAAAGCUAAAUAAAGGAUAGCUCUGCAGAGAUGGCAAGACGAACUCAACAGAAGAAAGAAUCAUAAAGGAAUGCUAUUUGCUGAAAAUACUGUUGACUUAGAGGGCCCUCCUUCAGACUUCUACUACAUUAAUGAAUACAAACCAGCUCCUGGAAUCAGCUUAGUAAAUGAAGCUACCUUUGGUUGUUCUUGCACAGAUUGCUUCUUUGAGAAAUGUUGUCCUGCUGAAGCUGGAGUUCUUUUGGCUUAUAAUAAAAACCAACAAAUUAAAAUUCCACCUGGAACCCCCAUCUAUGAAUGUAACUCAAGGUGUCAAUGUGGACCUGAUUGUCCCAAUAGGAUUGUACAAAAAGGCACACAGUAUUCACUCUGCAUUUUUCGAACUAGCAAUGGCUGUGGCUGGGGUGUAAAAACCCUUGUGAAGAUUAAAAGAAUGAGUUUUGUCAUGGAAUAUGUUGGAAAGGUAAUUACAAGUGAAGAAGCUGAAAGAAGAGGGCAGUUAUAUGACAACAAAGGAAUCACAUAUCUCUUUGAUCUGGACCAUGAAUCUGAUGAAUUCACAGUGGAUGCAGCUCGAUAUGGAAAUGUGUCUCAUUUUGUGAAUCACAGUUGUGACCCAAAUCUUCAGGUGUUCAAUGUUUUCAUUGAUAACCUUGAUACUCGUCUUCCCCGGAUAGCAUUAUUUUCCACGAGAACCAUCAAUGCUGGAGAAGAGCAUUUUGAUUAUCAAAUGAAAGGUUCUGGAGAUAUAUCUUCGGAUUCUAUUGACCACAGCCCAGCCAAAAAGAGGGUCAGAACAGUAUGCAAAUGUGGAGCUGUGACUUGCAGAGGUUACCUCAACUGAAUUUGCAGAAAACAGAACUGAUGAAAAUUAUAGUUCUAUUUUUUCCUAAUGUUAACAUCUUUAAAGAAUAAGUAUUUGGGACUCUUUCCAUAUUAUUCAAGGUUAUACCUAUAUGUAAAUUUAAGUUUCAAGACACUUGCCAAAUGUAUUACAGGUAUUUUGAAGAGAGGGACACUGGGCCACAUAGCCUAAUUUGAUAUAUAUUUAUUUAGUGGUUAAACACCAAAACUAUU